Molecule: messenger RNA, 2081 nt
Organism: Bactrocera neohumeralis
Lineage: Eukaryota; Metazoa; Arthropoda; Insecta; Diptera; Tephritidae
Product: tigger transposable element-derived protein 4-like
Exons: 2
Coding region: 444-1985 (513 amino acids)
Cellular component (GO): nucleus
Molecular function (GO): DNA binding
Source: RefSeq, a predicted model, not a curated record
GGACACCUCUAUUAGACGGACACCUCCCUUGGGCGGACAUUUUUUCAUGCACCAAGUUUUAAGUACAAUUUUCAGAACAAAUCGCCCUCCCUUAGGCGGACACUCUCUUGGCCGGACGCGGACAGUUCAUUGCUACAAAGUUGGACGAAACCCCUCUACUAAGCGGACACGAAGCUCUUAUCGACGGACAUUGACUUCUGUUUUCAUAACAAAUCAAUCAAAAACCUCUCUUGGGCGGACGCGAACCCCUCGUAAGCGGACAAAAUAUGAGAAUGUGUGUAUGGCGUAUGUAUAAAUAACAGAUUAUAACAAAUGGAAAAAGGGGACUCCCCGAAUUCAAUUAGGCUGUUCACGGUAAGGUGGUUAUCCUUUUUUUUUGCGCAUGCUUAGGUUUUUUGUUCAGUGAAUUGCGUUUAGUGAUUGUGUAAACAUUUGUGUACAUAAUGCGUAAGAUGGCGAGGUCAAACCUGAGUUUAAAAGAAAAAAUUGAAUUAAUCAACGUUAGUGAGGAAAACAAUUUGUCUGUCCGCGCAUUGGCCGAAAGGUUCAAAAUUGGAAAAACGCAGGCUGCGCUGGUUAUUAAAAAUAAAGAAGAAAUUCGAACAAAAUGGAUGUCUGGGAGCAAUGUCGAAUCAAAAAGGUCAUUCAUGAAAAUCGAUGGAAAAAAAGUUGAUGAAAUGUGUUUAGACUGGUUCAAUAAGGCACGAAGCCAAAACAUUCCAAUAUCUGGACCAAUAAUCCAAGAAAAGGCAAGAGAAAUUGCCCGAAAGCUGGGGAUUAAAGAUUUUGUGGCUUCUAACGGUUGGCUACAAAAAUGGCGAAGCCGUCAUAAUAUAACAUUCAAAUACAUUUGUGGUGAAAGUGCUGCUGUUGAUAUGCAAGAUGUGCAGCAAUUUUUAGAUAAACUACCAUCAUUUCUGAUUGGUUAUAGCCCUAGGGAUGUCUACAAUGCGGACGAGACAGGCCUUUUUUUCAGAGCUUUGCCAAACAAAACAUUGGCUCUUAAAAAUGAAGUAUGCCGUGGAGGUAAACUAUCGAAAGAAAGGUUGACUGUCUUGCUUUGUGCAAAUAUGGCAGGGGAAAAAGAAAAACCCCUUGUCAUAGGGAAAGCUGCACGACCGAGAGCGUUUGCAUCAAUAGAUUUAAAAAAGCUUCCAGUAAAUUGGCAGUCCAAUAAGAAAGCAUGGAUGACGCGUGAAGUGAUGACACAGUGGUUGAAAGAAAUCGACAAAAAAAUGGAGUUGGAAAACAGAAAAGUACUUUUGUUUUUAGACAACGCAGCAUCCCACCCUCGAGAUAUAAGUUUGAAAAAUGUUAAAAUACUAUUUCUGCCUAGUAACACCACUUCAGUUUGCCAGCCUUUGGAUCAAGGAAUUAUUCAAAAUUUUAAAAUUCACUACCGAAACUCUCAGGUUAAAAAUAUUUUGGUAAGCAUUGAGACUGGUUCGCCAAAAAAAAAUAUAAACGUUUUAGAGGCAAUACAUUUCAUAAAAGAAGCCUGGACAAAUGUUCAACCGCAAACCAUAAAAAAUUGCUUCCAAAAGGCAGGAUUUGACAAAAAUAGAAAUCUGGCUCCUGAAUUCGAUCCCGAAGAUGACUUGCCGUUAUCAACGCUGGCUUCGAUUUUUGAAUUAUCAAAAGCCCUUGGAGAGUGUACUCAUUCAAAUCCGGAUGACUUUGCCCAAAUAGAUAAUAAUGCAUGGACCGAAAGCUCAGACUUCGAGUUAGACGUUAUAAUUGACGAAACCAUAGAAACUAUUGACGAUAAUAGUACUGAUAACGAGAGUACUACCGAAGAAAGAAAUGAAAUUUUCUCAAACGAAACCGCAUUGACUGCCGUUUCAAAUUUAAAAAGAUUUUGUAGCGACGACCUUAUUGCAUUCGGAUUGUUGCAAAAUUUGGAAAGCCAUCUGCAAAACAAUUUUCUUUUAAAAAAGCAAAAAAACUUAAGCCAGUCUACAAUUACCCAGUUUUUCAAGCAAUGAAUUUAAUAUUUAUAUUUUUUAUAUAUUACAACAUGAAAUUUAUAUGAAUUUUUGAAGUACAUAAUACAUACAUAAAUUCCUGUUUGAACAAUGUUA